AUGAUGAUGAUGAUGAUGAUGAUGAUGAUGAUGAUGAUGAUGAUGAUGAUGAUGAUGAUGAUGAUGAUGAUGAUGAUGAUGAUGAUGAUGAUGAUGAUGAUGAUGAUGAUGAUGAUGAUGAUGAUGAUGAUGAUGAUGAUGAUGAUGAUGAUGAUGAUGAUGAUGAUGAUGAUGAUGAUGAUGAUGAUGAUGAUGAUGAUGAUGAUGAUGAUGAUGAUGAUGAUGAUGAUGAUGAUGAUGAUGAUGAUGAUGAUGAUGAUGAUGAUGAUGAUGAUGAUGAUGAUGAUGAUGAUGAUGAUGAUGAUGAUGAUGAUGAUGAUGAUGAUGAUGAUGAUGAUGAUGAUGAUGAUGAUGAUGAUGAUGAUGAUGAUGAUGAUGAUGAUGAUGAUGAUGAUGAUGAUGAUGAUGAUGAUGAUGAUGAUGAUGAUGAUGAUGAUGAUGAUGAUGAUGGUGAUGAUGAUGAUGAUGAUGAUGAUGAUGAUGAUGAUGAUGAUGAUGAUGAUGAUGAUGAUGAUGAUGAUGAUGAUGAUGAUGAUGAUGAUGAUGAUGAUGAUGAUGAUGAUGAUGAUGAUGAUGAUGAUGAUGAUGAUGAUGAUGAUGAUGAUGAUGAUGAUGAUGAUGAUGAUGAUGAUGAUGAUGAUGAUGAUGAUGAUGAUGAUGAUGAUGAUGAUGAUGAUGAUGAUGAUGAUGAUGAUGAUGAUGAUGAUGAUGAUGAUGAUGAUGAUGAUGAUGAUGAUGAUGAUGAUGAUGAUGAUGAUGAUGAUGAUGAUGAUGAUGAUGAUGAUGAUGAUGAUGAUGAUGAUGAUGAUGAUGAUGAUGAUGAUGGUGAUGAUGAUGAUGAUGAUGAUGAUGAUGAUGAUGAUGAUGAUGAUGAUGAUGAUGAUGAUGAUGAUGAUGAUGAUGAUGAUGAUGAUGAUGAUGAUGAUGAUGAUGAUGAUGAUGAUGAUGAUGAUGAUGAUGAUGAUGAUGAUGAUGAUGAUGAUGAUGAUGAUGAUGAUGAUGAUGAUGAUGAUGAUGAUGAUGAUGAUGAUGAUGAUGAUGAUGAUGAUGAUGAUGAUGAUGAUGAUGAUGAUGAUGAUGAUGAUGAUGAUGAUGAUGAUGAUGAUGAUGAUGAUGAUGAUGAUGAUGAUGAUGAUGAUGAUGAUGAUGAUGAUUGAUGAUGAUGGUGAUGAUGAUGAUGAUGAUGAUGAUGAUGAUGAUGAUGAUGAUGAUGAUGAUGAUGAUGAUGAUGAUGAUGAUGAUGAUGAUGAUGAUGAUGAUGAUGAUGAUGAUGAUGAUGAUGAUGAUGAUGAUGAUGAUGAUGAUGAUGAUGAUGAUGAUGAUGAUGAUGAUGAUGAUGAUGAUGAUGAUGAUGAUGAUGAUGAUGAUGAUGAUGAUGAUGAUGAUGAUGAUGAUGAUGAUGAUGAUGAUUUGGAUGAUGAUGAUGAUGAUGAUGAUGAUGAUGAUGAUGAUGAUGAUGAUGAUGAUGAUGAUGAUGAUGAUGAUGAUGAUGAUGAUGAUGAUGAUGAUGAUGAUGAUGAUGAUGAUGAUGAUGAUGAUGAUGAUGAUGAUGAUGAUGAUGAUGAUGAUGAUGAUGAUGAUUGGAUGAUGAUGGUGAUGAUGAUGAUGAUGAUGAUGAUGAUGAUGAUGAUGAUGAUGAUGAUGAUGAUGAUGAUGAUGAUGAUGAUGAUGAUGAUGAUGAUGAUGAUGAUGAUGAUGAUGAUGAUGAUGAUGAUGAUGAUGAUGAUGAUGAUGAUGAUGAUGAUGAUGAUGAUGAUGAUGAUGAUGAUGAUGAUGAUGAUGAUGAUGAUGAUGAUGAUGAUGAUGAUGAUGAUGAUGAUGAUGAUGAUGAUGAUGAUGAUGAUGAUGAUGAUGAUGAUGAUGAUGAUGAUGAUGAUGAUGAUGAUGAUGAUGAUGAUGAUGAUGAUGAUGAUGAUGAUUUGGAUGAUGAUGAUGAUGAUGAUGAUGAUGAUGAUGAUGAUGAUGAUGAUGAUGAUGAUGAUGAUGAUGAUGAUGAUGAUGAUGAUGAUGAUGAUGAUGAUGAUGAUGAUGAUGAUGAUGAUGAUGAUGAUGAUGAUGAUGAUGAUGAUGAUGAUGAUGAUGAUGAUGAUGAUGAUGAUGAUGAUGAUGAUGAUGAUGAUGAUGAUGAUGAUGAUGAUGAUGAUGAUGAUGAUGAUGAUGAUGAUGAUGAUGAUGAUGAUGAUGAUGAUGAUGAUGAUGAUGAUGAUGAUGAUGAUGAUGAUGAUGAUGAUGAUGAUGAUGAUGAUGAUGAUGAUGAUGAUGAUGAUGAUGAUGAUGAUGAUGAUGAUGAUGAUGAUGAUGAUGAUGAUGAUGAUGAUGAUGAUGAUGAUGAUGAUGAUGAUGAUGAUGAUGAUGAUUUGA
Molecule: messenger RNA, 2361 nt
Organism: Schistosoma mattheei
Lineage: Eukaryota; Metazoa; Platyhelminthes; Trematoda; Strigeidida; Schistosomatidae
Source: the annotation of a GenBank genome assembly